AUGUUGAGGCGUAACCUCGGCUUCUGCCUCUGGAUUCGGAAUUCGGACAAAUCUCGCGAUUCCCACCCGUUCCCAGCUCGUGAUUCCCACCCAUUCCCAGCUCGUGAUUCCCACCCAUUCCCAGCUCGUGAUUCCCACCCAUUCCCAGCUCGUGAUUCCCACCCGUUCCCAGCUCGUGAUUCCCACCCAUUCCCAGCUCGUGAUUCCCACCCGUUCCCAGCUCGUGAUUCCCACCCAUUCCCAGCUCGUGAUUCCCACCCAUUCCCAGCUCGUGAUUCCCACCCAUUCCCAGCUCGUGAUUCCCACCCGUUCCCAGCUCGUGAUUCCCACCCGUUCCCAGCUCGCGAUUCCCACCCAUUCCCAGCUCGUGAUUCCCACCCAUUCCCAGCUCGUGAUUCCCACCCGUUCCCAGCUUGUGAUUCCCACCCAUUCCCAGCUCGCGAUUCCCACCCAUUCCCUGCUCGUGAUUCCCACCCAUUCCCAGCUCGUGAUUCCCACCCAUUCCCUGCUCGUGAUUCCCACCCGUUCCCAGCUCGUGAUUCCCACCCGUUCCCAGCUCGUGAUUCCCACCCAUUCCAGCUCGUGAUUCCCACCCGUUCCCAGCUCGUGAUUCCCUCACAUUCCCAGAUCGUGAUUCCCACCCCAUUCCCAGCUCGUGAUUCUCACCCAUUCCCAGCUCCUCGUGAUUCCCACCCAUUCCCUGCUCGUGAUUCCCACCCAUUCCCAGCUCGUGAUUCCCACCCGUUCCCAGCUCGUGAUUCCCACCCGUUCCCAGCUCGUGAUUCCCACCCAUUCCCAGCUCGUGAUUCCCACCCAUUCCCAGCUCGCGAUUCCCACCCAUUCCCAGCUCGUGAUUCCCACCCAUUCCCAGCUCGUGAUUCCCACCCAUUCCCAGCUCGUGAUUCCCACCCAUUCCCAGCUCGUGAUUCCCACCCGUUCCCAGCUCGUGAUUCCCACCCGUUCCCAGCUCGUGAUUCCCACCCGUUCCCAGCUCGUGAUUCCCACCCAUUCCCUGCUCGUGAUUCCCACCCCUUCUCAGCUCGUGAUUCCCACCCAUUCCCAGCUCGUGAUUCCCACCCAUUCCCAGCUCGUGAUUCCCACCCGUUCCCAGCUCGUGAUUCCCACCCGUUCCCAGCUCGUGAUUCCCACCCAUUCCCUGCUCGUGAUUCCCACCCAUUCCCUGCUCGUGAUUCUCACCCAUUCCCAGUUGGAGUUUAA
Molecule: messenger RNA, 1218 nt
Organism: Penaeus monodon (black tiger shrimp)
Lineage: Eukaryota; Metazoa; Arthropoda; Malacostraca; Decapoda; Penaeidae
Product: vegetative cell wall protein gp1-like
Exons: 3
Coding region: 1-1218 (405 amino acids)
Source: RefSeq, a predicted model, not a curated record